Messenger RNA from Prorocentrum cordatum, 1909 nucleotides. The record is from the annotation of a GenBank genome assembly. Lineage: Eukaryota; Dinophyceae; Prorocentrales; Prorocentraceae.
AGAACAUCUGGGCCCGAGCCGCGCGGCUUGGGCCCUCCAGCCUCUGUCGAGCCAUCGAGAUGUUCGCCACUCUGGCCUAACGAAGAGUCUCGUUUCUGAGGGCCUGUCCCUAAGAUUGUCCUCGCCUUUUGCUCGCCCAUCUUAGGGAUAGGGACACGUUCGAGGCUGGUUAUUCCACGCGCGCACAUGGCGGCCCGCGGCGCGAGGCGUGGAGCCCUCCGCGCGUGCGCGUGCCUGGGCCUGCUCUCGGGCGCGGCCGGGCUCCCCGCGCGGCCGGCGGCGGCGCCUCCGUCCGCCGCUCGCGCGCCGCGCGCGCCCGCGGGCCCGCGCGGAGACAACAUCGGACAUCGGGCCACCAGCUGUCGCCAGCGAGUGCACCGCGUGCGGGCGACGCCUCAACGGGUGCUGCCGCGGGUGAGCGCGGGAGCUCGCGCCGAGGCCCGGGGGACAAUCUGUGCAUGGAGGGACACCUCGUGCCGGAGCUGUUCUUCUUCUUUCCCUGCCAUCGGGGCGCCUAAGGCGAGCACGACCACGUUCGCGCGCAGCUUCCGGGACAGCGCGGGCGUCUACUUGGCUCGGCUGCCUUUUAAGAAGAAGGCGGGAGGAUUAUCCAAGGAGGUGUAUUUCUUUGAUGAGCUCGCGGAAGACCGGGCUCUGAGCCUCCAGAAGAAGGGUGCGUGGCUGGAGUUUUACCCUCGUUGCCUCGAAGAGCGCGCGGUUUCGACCGAUAUGACGCCGUCGUACCUCCGCAAUACCUGGAGCGCGGGAAAGAUCGCAGAGUACUACGGGGACCUGAAAUCGAAGCCAGUGUUUGUAGUGCUGCUGAGGGAACCCGUUGGGCGUGCCCAGUCUCAUUUCAACCAAAUGGAGGAGUUGGGAACUGGCCUUCUGCCAAAGGGGCUCACCUUUAGUGGAUUCGUCACUAGGUACUUGCAGAAUGGGUACGACACAGAAAAAAAGUUAAUGUGGUGCGGCCAGUACGCCAAACAGUUGAGAGUUUGGUUUCAGCGAUUUCAUUCUUCACAGUUUUGGAUCUGUCCCAUGAAAUACCACGUCGAUCCGCACCGCUUCGGUAUCGUGCCAGAUCUCACUAGCACGUUUGUGCGGUGGCGGAUCUGGGCCUUCCGCGUGGCCAGCCUUUGCCGGGGUUGCACCUGAACAGUCACAAGCAUCGCAGCCUCGAGAUGGACUUGGACAAGGACCAGGGAAGACCUCCUCGCCCGCGUGCGGUCCAACCUCAGCAGCGUCCUCCCUGACCUGGCGGCAUUGCUGGCGGCCUCUAGGGCAAGGCUCUUCGGGUACACGGGGGCGGCCGGCGACGAGCUGGCCGUUCGACGGUGGAUUGCUGGUGGCUGGUGAGCGUGAGGGGGCCCGGGGGAGGGCCCUUUCCAAUUCGGCAGGCAACAGCCGCCGAGCAGGAGAAGGGGACGGGAAGAGGAGAAACAUGCCGCCAGUAGGCAAAGCCUGUUGCGAUCACGACGUGCCGUUUCGUUGUUGCGAGGUGCCUUGUUUUUGGCCGCCAUGUUUCGGUGCUUGUUGUAAUGUAUAUUCAACCAAGGCAAAUAUGUUUGAAUCCCUUUCUCUCAUAAGCCGUACGCGGAAAGGUGCGUAGACGCAACUCAAGCAUGCAAUGCGGGUUCACGUUGGGCUUGCUGCCUGAUUCGCUGCAUGCUUUCUCUUAUCACAGCAGCGUGUUUGGCGACCUGCCCAACCCAGUCGUUUCUCUUGGCUAAUCAUCUCUGUGGCAAAUAAUCUCUGUUGCCAACGUGAGCGUGCCAGGGAUGAAAGUGCGCUUCUUCAAUUCGUCUCCCUCAAAUGUACUCACGCAUCUCCCGUACAGUAGCACUUGAUGUUUACUGUGCUUUUCCAGUUGCCCUCCUCAUCUGUUUGACUCUUGGCUGUUGCAAAC